GGAAAUGAUUUCGCUGUUUCAUGUUUACAUGGUUUACGGCCAAUAUUCGCUUGGAAUGUGUUUAAAAUGGGCUCUGGCGGUCUAAACGGAGAACUUAGAGAUAGCCCAAAUGAUUACAUCGAAUCUAUACUACAUUAUCAUUUGAAUUCUGGCCAAAGAACACGAGGUUCGGGUCCAUAUCAGCAACACUAUACUUAUCACACUUCGAGUUCCAACCCUGUACAUCCCUCGUCGUCUUCUUCAAAUCUGUCAAAUCCUUCUUCUAUUCCAUCAAGUUCGAGAGAUAGUAAUGUUGAUAUGGUCUGUUAUUUAUGUAGUGCAAAUUUUAAUAUUCUAAAGCGAAAGAAAAACUGCUCAAAUUGCAAGAAGGAUUUUUGUAAAGAAUGUUUCAAGGAAGGAGCAUCAUCAUUUGAUUCAAAUGUUACAAAUUGUCUGAUUUGUCGGUCUUUGAGGGCUCCUCAUGUUCACAGAGAGUACCUUCAGAGAAUUCGAACUAAGGACUUGUGUGAUUUUCUUCAGAAGAAAAAUAUUUCAUUUCAAGGCUGUAAGGAAAAGCAAGAGAUAAUCAAUCUUGUCCUUCAGUCGACUACCAGGCAGCCAGAAGGACCUGGUGAAAGGAGAACACCUCCUAGUCAACCAUCAACAGCAUGGACAACUAAUCGUUCUGGUAAUACUAGCACAAGUGGCACGACUAGAAGCUCUUCUUCAUACUCUACAGAAAAUAGCUCUCCUUCAUACUCUAGAGAAAAUACUACGAACAAUUCCAAUAGGAAUGCUCCUAGUGAAACUAUCCCCAAAUCUACUUCACAGAAUGCUGUUAUGAGGACCAUUGAUGAUAUGAAAAACAUUGACCAAAUAUACAGCCUGUCAGUCAAAGAGUUAAAGCGAAUCCUGACAACCAACUGUGUGGACUUUAAAGGGUGCUGUGAAAAAAAUGAACUUUUAGAGAAAGUUAGCUUAUUGUGGAAGGAUAAAAAUAAAUCCAAGAACAAAAACUCAGAUGAUGAUGAUGAAGAACAGAUAUGUAAAGUUUGCAUGGACAAUGUUAUAGACUGUGUUUUAUUAGAGUGUGGCCACAUGGUCACAUGUAUGGGCUGCAGCAAAAAGGUCACAGAAUGUCCUAUAUGCAGACAAKAUGUAGUAAGGAUUGUAAAGGUCUUCAAGGCAUAAUGUACAGUGUACAUGUACUAACUAUCAAGCUUUUCACAUCAUUCAUGUUCAUUGUGAAAUAAUUGUAAUGGAGUUAAAGAAGAUUGGAUGCUUCAAAUCCUUUAUGCUACAACUUGAUAAUAAUAAUUAUAGUGUGUAUGUUCAAUUUUUAAAGCAGUUUAAUUUGUUGAGAAUAUAGCCAGGCCUGUGGUACUACAGGUUUGAGUUAAUGCCAUGGUGUGACUGCAUUGAGACAUGUGAGAAUUUCUGACUCAGAAAAAAGUUAUUAUUAUGAAUAAUACCUUCAGUGCAUCUCAGAACCAUAAGCACCCAUCACAAUCCUUGAUACAUGCACAACACAAUGUUAUUCUUAAGGAGAAUGCAAAUACUCCAGUUUAGAAAUCUCUUUUGCACAGCCUUAGCCUCAUUAUUUACUGCAGGUCAUGUUUUACUGCCAUCCUUACAUACACAAGUUUUGCUUUAUAAUAAGGGAUGGUACUGAAUAAAAGGAUUUAUUACACYCUUUCAUAUUGAAGGCUUAGUAAAUGAGGUCUUGAAACAGGAGGAUUGUGGGCACAAUAUUUUGCUAUUGCUUGCAUUGCAGCAUUACAUGGAAGAUUUUGUUAAUGGCAAUACAAUCCUACAAUGAAAUGAAUGCCAUUGUCUUUGAUUGCRGCUGAUACUGAUCAGUCUUUUAUCAAUGCAACUUCUUUCUUCUUGGUCGCAUAGCAAUGCAAGCAACYACAAGAAUUAAUUAUAAUCAAGCAAUGGUAGCAAUUGGCCAUUCUGAAAUUCAAAAGGAGACUGGGAACGAGUGUGAAAAUAUUACAUUCAUCAAAAACUGAACCUCACCACAUAAAAGACCACACUAAAAUAAACGUUCUUGUCAAGUUUGAGCAUAUUUGGUUGAAUACUCACCGAGUAGGAAUUUUUUCAAAUUUGUAAAAAUAAAAGAGAAUGUAUGGUUUUUGGGGACGCUGCUCAAAAGCUCCAUACAUUCUGAUUCUUUGUAAUUUUUUCAAGUUUUGAAUGCUCGAAACUCUGUAAUAUUAAUCCGAAUACUCUCCAACUCAGCAGCUUUACUAAUUUUAGUAUGCUCUUUCUUGUCCUGSUGUCUGUUUUUUGAUUGCUUCAAACGGUAUCGAGUUUGUGACUAGUCACCAGUCCCUUUUCGAAUUUUGGAACGGGCAAUAUUACUGCAAAUCAUGUAUUUUUUAUAUUCACUACACUCUUUGUUCCUCACUAAAAUGUAACCCAUAACAGGAACAGCAUGCAUAAACAAUAUGAAUAUUUUGUUAAAGAAUGUCCAAUAAAACUAAAAGGUAUAA
Messenger RNA from Exaiptasia diaphana, 2477 nucleotides. RefSeq names its product E3 ubiquitin-protein ligase RNF34. The transcript has 4 exons. The record is from RefSeq and is a predicted model, not a curated record. The coding region runs from base 67 to 1170 and encodes 367 amino acids. Gene Ontology annotation, molecular function: ubiquitin protein ligase activity. Gene Ontology annotation, cellular component: plasma membrane; cytoplasm. NCBI's taxonomy places the organism in Eukaryota, Metazoa, Cnidaria, Anthozoa, Actiniaria, Aiptasiidae. Gene Ontology annotation, biological process: proteasome-mediated ubiquitin-dependent protein catabolic process; negative regulation of extrinsic apoptotic signaling pathway via death domain receptors; protein K48-linked ubiquitination.